Molecule: messenger RNA, 1677 nt
Organism: Epinephelus fuscoguttatus (brown-marbled grouper)
Lineage: Eukaryota; Metazoa; Chordata; Actinopteri; Perciformes; Serranidae
Exons: 1
Coding region: 1-1551 (516 amino acids)
Source: RefSeq, a predicted model, not a curated record
AUGGCACUUCGCAAUCACUCAGAUCCAGCUUUCGUGGACUUCCUUGUAAAUGGUUUCAGGAACGGUUUUCACCCUGGUCUAGCCGUACUACCAUCCUUGUCGUUCGAAUGCAAGAACCUGCAGUCUGCCACAAACGAACCAGAGACGGUCGACCAAGGUCCUGCCAAGGAAGUCAGUGACGGUUUCAUGAUCGGUCCAUUUGCGCAUCCUCCCUUUCCGGAUUUCCGUAUCAGCCCCCUUGGCAUCGCAACUAGAAAGUAUUCAGGAAAGAAACGCAUAAUCGUCGAUCUUUCGGCUCCCCAUGGCAGCACCAUUCCCAGCAUCAAUAGCUUAAUUCCAAGCGAAGACUUCUCCCUCCACUACACCACCAUCAAUCACGCCAUUGCCCUCAUCAAACUCGCUGGCAGGGGAUCAUGGCUUUCGAAGGCAGACAUCACAAGCGCCUUCAAAGUUCUUCCCAUUCACCCAGACUUCUGGCGAUUCUUCGGUGUCCGCUGGCGCGGUGUGUACUACUUCGCAGUCAGGCUCACCUUUGGUUGCAAAAGCAGCCCCAAAAUCUUUGACACCUUGUCAGAAGCCCUUUGCUGGAUCUUGUCCAACAACCACGGCAUUCCAUUCAUUGUCCAUCUCUUAGACGAUUUCCUCGUCAUUACCCCCAAUUCAUCGCCACCAGCUUCUGGCCUGGUCACCCUGACCUCAGUCUUUUCCGACCUAGGGGUUCCACUGUCAGUGGAGAAAACUGAAGGCCCCUCUACUUCCCUUGAGUUCCUCGGAAUCACGCUGGACACCAAUUUGUUUCAGGCCUCUCUCCCCGUUGAGAAGCUAAACCGCAUCAGUCUCCUGAUAUCCAAUUUCCUCCUUGCUCCUCGCUGCACCAAACGCCAAAUGCUCUCCCUUUUGGGUCACCUCAACUACGCCACGCGUAUCAUUCCCCAGGGGCGGGCGUUCAUCUCUCACCUGUUGUCGAUCGCUUCUUCCGUGCCAUCUCUUCUGGCCUUCAUUUCCCUGGACGGUUCAAGCCGUGCCGAGCUCCGCCUUUGGCUUCACCUGCUCGCAAAUUGGAAUGGGAUCACCUUCUUUUAUUAUGAUCACCUGACCCAUCCGCAGGACAUCCAUCUCUUCACCGAUGCUGCUCCCUCAACUGGUUUUGGGGGCUUAUAUAAUGGAAAGUGGUUUGCAGCAAAAUGGCCCCCGGAGGUCUCCAACGAAUGCCAGAUCGAAAUUUACCCCAUCGUAGCUGCUGCCGUUCUGUGGGGCCAUGAAUGGUCUCGCAAGUCCAUCCUCAUACAUUCAGACAACCUCGCCGUCGUUGACAUCAUAAAUAAAGGCCGCUCCAACUCUCCAUCCAUCAUGCCGUUCAUGCGCCACCUAGUCUGGCAUUCCGUUACCCAUCAAUACAUUCUCCGUGCAGCCCAUGUUCCAGGUCACUCCAAUGCCAUCGCUGACUCUCUCUCUCGUUUUUCAUUUCAGAAGUUCAGAAGCUUAGCUCCUCAUGCAGAUGCCCAUCCAACACCAGUUCCUCCAUAUUCAGCAUUGACAUUCAAUCUGUAAAUCCUGGCCUUAUACCUCUGAUAGUCAAAGCUCAGAACUCCAUAAUAAGCAGAAUUGGAAACAAACAAUUCCGUCACUUCCACAACUUGUAUCACAUUGCCUUGCGUUCAGCCUUGUCACCUUGAC